Dentiscutata erythropus is the source of this 817-nucleotide messenger RNA. The record is from the annotation of a GenBank genome assembly. NCBI's taxonomy places the organism in Eukaryota, Fungi, Glomeromycota, Glomeromycetes, Diversisporales, Gigasporaceae.
GAUAAACAAAAUAUUGUUCUUCAAAUUUGCAAGAAAAUUUUAUCUUCUAUUCAAUCGGAAAAAAAUCGUGCUGAAUUAUAUUAUGAUAGAAAUUCUUUAACUCAUGAAAAUAUUAUUAAUUAUCAUGAUAUAAAAAAUUUUAUUGAUCUUGAAUUUAAAGAUUUAAUUAAUUCUAAUAAAUUAUUUUAUGAAAAAUAUGUUGGAACUACUAAUAGACCAAAUAAAUUAAUUUUUUAUUGGUCUAAUAAUUUAGAUGAUUUAUUUGGAAAAUUCUUUCUUUUAUCUUCAAAAUGGUAUUUACCUUUCACUCAAUAUUUACGUAUUAGGCAUAAUAAUCAAAUCAAAAAGUGGUCUAUUUAUAAAGAUGUUAGUAUACAAGAACAUCGUUUAAAAUCUCAACUUAUUCAAAAUUUAUCAAAUUAUCUUCCAGGUUUUAAAUAUCUUUUCACUUUUGAAUGGAAUUAUGUUCUUAACAAACCUAAUUUUGGUCAAGGUGAUUUUAUUUUUGCUUCGGAUUCCGGUGUUUUUUGUGUUGUUGAAGUUAAACAUAUAAAAACUAUUCCUGGUUCAACUGCAAGAAAAGCUAGAACUUUGGCUAGAAAAGUUGUUGGUUUACAAGCUUUAAAGUAUAAAAUGUUGGCUUUAAAAAAAUUUGAAAAUCAACAAAUUACUGUUAUUAGUGCUAUUUUUAUUAAUGGUUUAAAUUGGAAUAUGAAUGAAAAUGAUGUUCAUCUUAUUUUUGUUAAUGAUAUUGAUAAAAAAAUUGCUCAAGUUAUUGGUAAAAAAUUUAAAAAAGAUUUAAAAAAAUUAAAUUCAG